Messenger RNA from Paecilomyces variotii, 2098 nucleotides. RefSeq names its product cyclin-dependent protein kinase complex component. The transcript has 2 exons. Gene Ontology annotation, cellular component: nucleus; cyclin-dependent protein kinase holoenzyme complex. The coding region runs from base 341 to 1945 and encodes 534 amino acids. Gene Ontology annotation, biological process: regulation of cyclin-dependent protein serine/threonine kinase activity. Gene Ontology annotation, molecular function: protein kinase binding; cyclin-dependent protein serine/threonine kinase regulator activity. Lineage: Eukaryota; Fungi; Ascomycota; Eurotiomycetes; Eurotiales; Thermoascaceae. The record is from RefSeq and is a predicted model, not a curated record.
CGCAAUGCUUCCUUGUGGUGUGAGCUUGUGGCCGUAAUUCCCUCCUCGCUCCGCCUCUGGUUGGAGUUCUGUUGUUUGUGUUGCUGUGAUCAAAGCAGUUUUGUCCUGCUGGCAUCGUCAGUCCGUGGGCUAAAAGCAGACGGGCUUUCUCUUCGGAUUGCUGCGAUAAGCGGGCCUUUCCUUUCCUGGCCUGUAUGAGACGCUUGUGUAUCUGCUAUUCUCGCUAUAAUCUCUUGCUGGCAAAGCAUCCUGCUGACCUGGGGUGCGUCGCGUGAAAGCAUAGCGGGGAUCCCCUCUUGGAUCGACUCCCCUCGCUUCGCCUCGAUCUCGCCGGGCUGAUAUGGGAUCGGUCGUCCUCAGCCACGCGGUGUCGGAGCAGGUCCAUCCCCCAUACACGAUGCUGGGAGGUACGGUCAACCAGGCGACGACGUCUUCUGAACCUCCAUUUCGGCCGUCUUCUCGUUCAACAUCACAGCCCUCGCAGCUGGAGACUGGCAGCUCCAGGUCUGCCUCCACCGCUAAUACCCCCACCUCGGCCACCGUCCCGCCAUCGACGUCUACAAAUCUGCCGCCCCGGCGCUCUCACGAGAUCCCAGCCUAUAUCAAUGCUCAAUCUCACACAUUCACUCAGCCUCCUAGCGGACCGUCUGCGGUAGCUCCCUCAGCUGACGACCGUUCUACUGCCGCGCCCAUGACCGAUCACCCCGCCCCUCCUUCUACCCACCAUCAUUCAGCGCAUCCAAGACAGGAUCCCGCAGGGGAAGGGCAAGAAACUGCCUAUCAUGCCCGAGGACCGUCAGGCCUCACAGCAACUGCUGCGGCAUCUGGCUGGACGAGCUCCCCGUCCUCUCCGCGAUUACAUCCUACCCAUCGAUCGACGAGGUCCCUAGGGAAUUCGGAGGCUUCCUCUCCAAGCCGCAUCAAGGUGCGGGAUCUGUCACAUAUCCAGAGCUUCGCCAGUGAAGAGUUUCUAGCGCAGUCUCAGCGGUCCCAGGGAUCGGGAGAGGGAGGUGUCGAGGUCGGCCGCCAAUAUGAAAUCAGUUCGAUGCCGGUGACAGACAUCAUUGAGAUGGUGGCAGGGUUGCUGACCAAGAUCACAACCACGAAUGACUUGCAGCAUGAGAAUCUACAUCGACAUAUUCCGCCUCCGGAUGGGACGACAGCUCUUAGCCCGCAGGCUACCAGCGUUCUAGCUUUUCAUGGCAAGAACGUGCCGAGCAUCACUAUUCUAAACUACCUCAGUCGGAUACACAAAUAUUGUCCGACCACAUACGAGGUCUUUCUGAGUUUGUUGGUCUAUUUUGACCGCAUGACAGAGACCGUGAACAGGGACUAUCUCCAGCGGUUGCGGCGGCGGGCCCAGCGCACCGUUACUGUACAACCGGAUGCACCUAGACCCCCGUCCUCGGGUCCCCAGACGCCUCAAAGAUCCAGAGCUCAAUCGUCGAUGGUCACUCCUCCAUCGUCAACGGGUAUGAGUGCGCAGGAUCCGAAAUCGCCGACGUCUUCGAUACCCCCUUCAUUACAGCUGCAGGAGGACGACGAUGGACUCUCUCACUUUUUCGUUGUAGACAGCUUCAACAUUCACCGCCUGGUGAUAGCAGGUGUAACGUGCGCCAGUAAAUUCUUUUCAGAUGUUUUCUAUACCAAUUCACGAUACGCCAAGGUCGGUGGGCUACCUCUAGUCGAGUUGAACCAUCUUGAACUACAAUUUCUCUUAUUGAACGACUUCCGUCUUUCCGUCCCUGUCGAAGAGCUGGAAGCAUAUGGGACGAUGCUGGUAGAGUUUUAUGCAAGGGAGGUGGUUGCGCAGCAGCAACAAGCCGCUCUUGCUGCCGCUGGAGUGAAUCCUUCCGGGAUACAGAGCUCGCAUAACGAUAUGCGGCCCAAUGGAGGCAGCCGAUCCGUGGACACAGAGGUUAGGCAAACUCCUACACCUCCCUAAACCGGCAGCCGAUAAUAUCAGGCGAUGAUCGUCUCUUUAUCAUAUAUGGUGUCGGCAUCCACUUUUCAUGUUGGCAUGAUAGAAACCAAACCAACGGUUUUAUGCUGGAGCGUGGGCGCUUUUUUCGGUUGUAUCGACCUAUCCAUUUGUCAU